Aedes albopictus (Asian tiger mosquito) is the source of this 2485-nucleotide messenger RNA. Its product is annotated as RNA polymerase-associated protein Rtf1-like. Gene Ontology annotation, cellular component: Cdc73/Paf1 complex. Lineage: Eukaryota; Metazoa; Arthropoda; Insecta; Diptera; Culicidae. The transcript is spliced from 3 exons. Gene Ontology annotation, molecular function: DNA binding; RNA polymerase II C-terminal domain phosphoserine binding. The record is from RefSeq and is a predicted model, not a curated record. The coding region runs from base 1 to 2229 and encodes 742 amino acids.
AUGGUGAAGAGGAAAAGUCAAUCAAUUAUGAGCUCAGAGAGCAGCAGCGAUUCCGAAUUCGGUUCGGAUCUUGACAUGGAGCUGAUGUCGCUGGCCAAGAAAAAGAAGACCAGCAGGCUGGCUUCGAACUCUCCCCGAGUGGAGGAAUCUUCCGAUUCCGACUCCUCGGAUGAUGAGUCGGAACCAGAGGCAUCCAUGCAGUGCAUGAAGCGAGAGACGAAGCAUAGCAGCAGCAGUGAUUCUGAAUCUAGUGAAGAGUCUGAUGACGAGAAGAUGGAAGAAGUGGAAGAACCGGAAGCUUUAGAAAAUAUCGUACAACACGUGGUUGAACCAGCCGUCAACAAUGAAGUGAAUCCUAAACAACCAGAUGAGCAGGCAGUUAACAAUGACUCGGAGCCGGAGGAAGGCGAAGUAUUGUCGGAAGACGAAUCAAGUUCCAGUUCCAGUGAUGACAGUGAUAGUGACGAUUCAAGUGGAAGCAGCAGUAGCAGUAGUGAUUCUGAGUUCAGUGAUGGAUAUGACGACAACAUGAUGGGAGACGAACAAGAUCGGGCCAGAUUGAAUGCCAUGUCGGAGAAAGAUCGAGAAAUGGAGAUUUUCGAGCGUUUCGAGCGGCACGAAGCCAUGAAGGCUCGCUGGGAGCUAGAACGUAAAUUGAAAGUGUCCAAGAAGCCGGAAUCCACCAAAGACGAGGAAUCACAGCCACCGCAGAAGAAAAUGAAGAUGGACGAAGUGAAGGAACUCGACCAAAAGACCCAACAGAAAGAGCCUCCCAAGAUAGAGACCAGCCGCAGCUCCCAGUCUUCACCGGAGUCCUCCUUCGAUCUGAAGGAACGUUCCAAAGAGCGAAAGAAGAACAUCGCAGCCAAUCGAACCGACGACAAACGAAGCAAUGCCAUGGCGAUGUUGAAAGCACAACGAGAAGGCAAAGCCAAGCGUGACGAUGAAGAAGCUAACGAGAUGGCCCAACGGAAGCCAGAAAUCAAGAACGGUUUGGAAAAUAUCGCUGCUGGCAAAUCUUCUCAGAAACUCAAGUCGUCGGACAUCUACAUAGAUGAAUGGGUAAGCGAUAGCGAAGACGAUAAAAAGUUCGAAAAUUACUCGCGGUCGGGAUCCAGCAGCGGAUGCGGAAGUGAUAGACAGUCUUCUAUCGAUGAAGAAAUGUGGGACUUCAAGGAGAGGAAACCAGCCACCAUCAGCAAUAAGGAGGAACUCGAGAAACUACGAAUCUCGCGGCACAAGAUUGAACGCUUUAUUUCACUUCCGAUGUUCAAUAAAGUUGUGCAGAACUGCUUCGUUAGGAUCAACAUCGGAAACAACAAUGGAAAACCCGUCUACAGAGUGGCGGAGAUCGUGGGUGUUGUAGAGACGGGCAAAGUUUACCAAUUCGGAAAUUGUCGCACCAACAAAGGGUUCCAGCUGAAACAUGGAAAUCAGGAGCGGGUGUUCCGGAUGGAGUUCAUCUCGAAUCAGGACUUUACCGACAGCGAGUACCAGAAGUGGCUGAGUGCCUGCGAGGCCUCCGGAACAACACUGCCUCGUGUCGACACCGUCGAAAAGAAGCAGCGGGCGAUCAAUGAAGCGAUGCAGUACGAGUUCAACGAUGCCGACAUCGACAAGAUCAUUAAGGAGAAGAAUAAAUUCCGGGCGAAUCCAACCAACUACGCCAUGAAGAAGAUGCAGCUUAUGAUGGAACGUGACGCAGCCCAACUGAGUGGAGAGAAUAACCUGGCACGUGAACUGAACACGCAGAUUAGGGAGCUCGAAGAACGCGCCAACAAUCUAGACAGGAAGCGCAGCAGCGUGAUUUCCUACAUCAACAAUCGCCAGCGAAAAUGUAACGUGAAGGACACCGAGAAGGCCAACAAGGAGAAAAUUUGGGCCACCCAAGGUAUGCACAUCGAAGAUCCGUUCACGCGGCGUCCAACGCGGCCGCGGAUGUUGUUCAAGCCAUCACACAAGGAAAAUGAAGUCCCAACAGUUUACACGCAGGCACCUCCACCACCUCCACCGCCGAGGCGGAUGAAGAGACCGGACGAGAAAAAGCCGGCCUCCAAUGUUAACGACAGCCUAUACUUUUUGCACGACUUCGACAUCAAUCUGGACGUACCUUUGCCAGUCGGUGCCAUCGAUAUACUUCCGAAUCCGGUGGAAAGACCGGUCAAGACAUCCGGUCCCAAGCGGUCGCUCAACCUGGAAGACUUCAAGAAGAGCCGAGAUAUCAUCUAGAGAGCAACAACGACGAAACAGGACAGCUAGCGGUAUUCACGAGGUAACACAAUGAAAAAUGUCGCUUCUGUAAAUUAAUAAAACGCAUGUAAUAAAUUCACUUUAUACCUAGAUUUUUUAUUCUGUACUAUGUUAUUGCCACCAUUCCAUUUCUAGAAAGCACAUCAUCUUUCAAACUAAUGUGUGCAUUAUUAUAAUUCAACUAAACGCUCGGGUAUCCCUAUCCCUUCUGAAAUUUCUUUAGUGAUUACUUCAC